AUGACGGACGAGAAUAAAGACGGUAAAAGAGGUGAAGAACUCAAAUCCGUGGCGAAAGAGUUCACGCACCAAGCCUCCUUAAAACUCGCCGAAUUCUCCAACGACGAACGCGUUUCCAAAAAUUUCGACCAAACGCUCGACACCGCGAGCGAAUAUUUACUCGAUGAAAGCGCAGAAGCGAAGAUCAAGCAAAAAGCGAAAGAGCUGAUGGAAACGUCCGAUUUAGCCAAAAAGUUGCAACUAAAAAGUCAAGAUUUAUUCGAUAACUCUCUGAGGAAAGAAGAGGACAUCGAAACGGCGAAACGAAGAGCGUCGCAAGUUUUAGAGAUUGCGGAGAGUUUAGCGGCGAAGAGCGCGUCGACUUCGCAAACGGCGUCGGUGUUUGCCGAGGCGACGGCGAAUUUGAAACGGUUAAUCGAGACGUCGGAGAAUAGGAAAGAGUUGGCGGAAGCGGCGAAGGUUUUAGGGAAAGAAGUUUGGGAGAAGUUAGGGAGUCGAGCGAGCGCGAAUUCAAACGUCUCGAGCAUGAAGACGACGGUCGAUCGGUUAAGCAGCAGAGUGAGAGAGUUGUUGAGAAAGUUGCAAGAGGAUAAGAAGAAGAGAGAGGAAGAGGCGGCGAUGGCAGCCGUUAUGGGGUUAGACGGGUUGAGCAGUCCGAGAGGAGGUACGGGGAGCGACGGAGGGUCGCUGAUGAACUCUCCGAGAACACCCGGGGGUGGUUUGAGAUCAAACAACGGCGCGAGUUUGGACGAGAAGAGCAACGUCAACUCUAGGUUUAAAACCUUAGGCGAAGAAUCGCAAUCGAUUUGGAGAGACAUUCGGGGCGACGAGCAAAUUAAUAAACUCUUAAAAGAAGAAAUCGUGCCUGGCUUUAAUAGUUUAAUCAGGAACGCGGUGGAGGUGAGCUGCGAGUUGAUUUCAAAAUUAGAGUUGCCUCGCGUGGACGGGAUUUACGACUCGCCGAUUGGCUCCGUGUGUUACCACGUGGACAACUUGCACUUCAGCGAGUUUUCCAUCGAUAAAGGCGCUUUGCGAGUCAUCAAUCACGUCAACGGCGAGAAGCACAACAGUAAUAAUAGAAAGCAUCAUAGAAAACCGCAUCACCACGGCCAAGACGAAGACGGACACCACGAGUAUUACGAUUCCGAGGACGAUUCCGAGGACGACGAAGAUUUUGAGAAUUCGUACGACGACGGUAGCGGAUACCAUCAAUUCAACGAACGAAAUAAUAGUAGCAAUAACAACAACAACACCGGGUUACAUUCCACGGUGGAAGUGCGAGGAAUCAAAACGAACAUGGAAGAGAUUGAGUUCGCGUAUUGCGAACAUCCAAGAGGGUGGGGCGUCAUCGACGGCGAAGGUUUGUGCACGGUGAAAGUAGACGGAGCGAGAGUUGGCAUUUCUUACGAGAUCAUCAUCAACACGCCGAGAUUGGUACAGAUUGUUAACCAAGGCGUGGAAAUCGUGAAGAAUGAAACAACGAGAGACGAGUUGACGGCGAAGUUUCAAGCGAGUUUAGAGGAGAGGAGGAAAGGCGCCGCGGCUGAAGCGGAUGAAAAUAACUCGGAAUUUGCGACGCCGGUUUUGAGUCCGAGCGGAAAGAAUCCCCACCAAGAUUCGUCUCCGUCGUUUCAAGAAGCCGGAGGUGGCGGGAACAAGAACAACAAUUUCGAUUUAUCCACCGUGGACGAUGCGUUAUCGAGCGCGUUAGACCGCGCGUUUGGCGGCGGAGGCGCGUUUGGCGAACCUCCGGAAUCUCCGGAAGACACGCCGCCGCAAUCUCCGAACGAAAGUUCCUUAGACGCGCGAGAACACCAACAGCACGCGUACUUUCAACCGCGGAAGCCGUCUUUCGACGGCAACAUGAUUCGAGACAAAAACGAGAAUAUUACUAGCAAAAGCAAAUCCGCAAACGACAACAACAGGUACGAGAAAAAUGGAAAGAGUGAACAAAUAGAUAGGCAAGCGCAGCUGGAGAAAAAUCGCAAGUUUGUCGAGGACGUCCUCGGCGCCGAGUUCCUCGGGACCGACCCGGUGCUUACCUUGCGCGUUCACACGACGCACAUCGCCGUCGGUAAACUCGACGUCGAAAUCGGCGGCACCUCCGCCGCGUGGCUCUACAACAUGAUCGCGCUCGUCCUCACCGAACAACUCCGCGGACGCAUCGAAGAGCGCAUCAAUAACAUCACCGUCCGCCAACUCGCCCGCCUCUCCGGCGCCGUCGCCGCUUACUCCGCCGGCUUAAUCCAAGUUGAAGUCAUGGGCGACCACUCCGACUCCGAGGACUACGACUCCGACGAGGAAGGUUUGUUCUCCGGCAUGACUGGCUCUUUGCGCGAAAACCUCGGCCAAUGGAACGAAGACUGGGUCUGCUCGCACUGUCCAGGAGAAGCGAGCGAAAAACUCCAAUCAAAACGAAAGUUUGGAAGUAAAACAGAUUUGAGACGAAAUUCCAGAGGCGAAAGCAUGGAGAUGUUACCGGACGUCGACGCGGAAGACGCCAAAUGGGAAGCGUUUCAAAACAAUAACAAUUGA
Bathycoccus prasinos is the source of this 2535-nucleotide messenger RNA. RefSeq lists its product with no specific name. The transcript has a single exon. Bases 1 to 2535 code for a protein of 844 amino acids. The record is from RefSeq and is a predicted model, not a curated record. Lineage: Eukaryota; Viridiplantae; Chlorophyta; Mamiellophyceae; Mamiellales; Bathycoccaceae.